Messenger RNA from Penaeus vannamei (Pacific white shrimp), 986 nucleotides. RefSeq lists its product as uncharacterized. The record is from RefSeq and is a predicted model, not a curated record. NCBI's taxonomy places the organism in Eukaryota, Metazoa, Arthropoda, Malacostraca, Decapoda, Penaeidae.
UAUCUCAACAAUGAAGUUUCUAAUACUCGUUGUCCUGGUAGCCUCCACUUACGGAAUACCUCAGGGGUACCAACUGCCUGACGGUAAUGGGUUUGCCACAGGUUCAGAAGAGUCUUUUGGAGAAGAUUCGCACGAGAAGGAACAUGCAGGAGGGAAUGGUGGCUCUGUCGGCGGUUGCAAGGAAGGAGAAAUCUUGCACGUAGAUGGGACUUGCGCAACUCCUAUAAUUACCAGAAAAGUAUAUUUGUACGAUCCCCCUGAUAUCCCAGCAGGACCCAUUGGGCCGCCACCUAGUGCACCACCGCCGAAGGUAGAUCGCAAUGUCUUUUUAGUAAGCCUUCCUAAAAAGACACCACCGCUGGAACCCAUUAUUGUUCCUCCACCAAGGCAAACAAGCAUCGUUUAUGUCCUGAACAAGAAGGAGGAAGAGGUUCCAAAGGUGGUCGAGGUCGAAGCACCCCCAGCGUCCAACCCUGAGGUCUAUUUCGUCAAUUACCAGGAAGGAGAAAACCCAACUCUUCCAAUUGGGGUUGACCUCGAGACUGCGCUCAGUGCUGCCGUAGGAGCCGGUGAGGUCCUUGGAGCAGCUGCAGGCUUUGGAAAUGCUGCAGAUGGAUUUGAUGAUGGCUUUGGAGGCGACACAGGAUUUGGUAAUAAUGGUCUACCAGGUGAUAGCGGUUUUACAGGCGGAGCGGUCAAUGGAUUUGUUGGUAGUAAUGGUGUCUCCUUUGGAACUAAUGGCGGAGUUGGCAGUGCCGAAGGAGGAGUAGGUGAUGGAGUUAUCGUUGCCGGAAUAAGUGAAGGUUUUGAUGGCAGUAAUGGAGGCUUCGGCUCGCAAAUUCCAUCAGGUCUAUAUUCCAGAAAAUAAGCCACUAAACUAUGACAUAAUGCCAUCUAUUAUUGCAGUACUCGUUUUGUUAUUGUUAAUACAUAGCAGCCCAGAAACAUGUUAUUUCGAUCACAAUAAAUGUUAUUGUAAACAUUUA